Molecule: messenger RNA, 1378 nt
Organism: Triplophysa rosa
Lineage: Eukaryota; Metazoa; Chordata; Actinopteri; Cypriniformes; Nemacheilidae
Product: serine/threonine-protein kinase pim-1-like
Exons: 9
Coding region: 194-1339 (381 amino acids)
Biological process (GO): regulation of mitotic cell cycle; protein autophosphorylation; negative regulation of apoptotic process
Cellular component (GO): cytoplasm
Molecular function (GO): protein serine/threonine kinase activity; ATP binding
Source: RefSeq, a predicted model, not a curated record
CGUCAACACGAGCUGUCACUCUCCGGUCUUUUCAGAGGUUUUGACACGAUACAAACCUACACAAGUCUACCCGAGCGACUGUUCAAGUCCACACGGUCAGAUUUUGGCGAAAUAGACGCAGUUGCCGCGAUUAUCAUCAGAUUUACAUCUGUAAGAAGGCAAGAAGAAGAAGGGUGUCCGCGCCUGCUUCAAGAUGAAAUGGCGGGCUACAAAGACCACCUUCUCUCGCUCUGACCCGGAUCCAUCGGAUCCUCAACCGGGUCCAUCCGAGCAGACACGUCUAAGUGUCUUUAAGACAUCAGUCUUGCAAGACCCGGUCGAUGUCCUUCCUGGUUGUUGUAACCGGGAGCAAACCCCUCCCGAAGAUCAGGCCGAUCAUCAGCAAGUUCCAUCAGGACUCGACCCGACAGCUCCAACUACAAUGGCAGAACAACAAACAACAGAAAACAAAAAGAAGGGUGUUCGUGCCGGCCUGAAGAAAAGAUGGCAGGCUAUAAAGAGCACCUUCUCUCGCUUCCGAACAGCUGAUCCUCAGUCAGGUCUCGAGCCGACAAAACCAGCUGAUUCCCAGUCAUCUAGAACAUUGGCGUCGCUUUAUGAAGUGGGAAUAAGGAUUACAAAUCAUAGGUUGAUCUAUGAGGGGACUCGCAGAUCUGAUGGCCUAAAGGUCGCCAUCAAAUUUGUUCCAAAGGGGUCGAGGUUUGACACUUACAUCAACAUUCCUGGCUAUGACAAGCCUCUGCUCAAAGAAGUGGCCCUAAAUCUGCUGCUUCAUAAACCUGAGAAAUGUCCCAACAUCGUACAAAUGUUGGACUGGUUCGAAGAAGAAAACCAGCACAUCCUCAUUCUGGAUUAUCCGUUUCCCUCCGUGUCCUUUGGGGAAUUCAUUAAUAAGAACGUUCUGUCUGAACACCAAUUCCGGGAUUUAAUGCGGCAAGUAGUGACCGCCGUCAAACACUUAAUCGACCACAACGUCUACAAUCGUUUGUGGAGUCUCCUGAUCAACACGGACACGAUGGAGCUCAAAGUAUCAGAAUUUGGAGAAGGACUUGGCGAUCUCAUCUUAAAUUCCUUCAAACACCCUGAGAGAUACUGGCAAGCUUUUAAUGCAGCAAGGCUGGUCGGUUGUUUGGGUCGCGUGCUGCAUGUUAUGAUAAGACGUGGCUGUCUGGACGGUGUUCCUGAAGAAUUCGCCAAAGAAUGUCGAUACGUGUCAAUUCGCUGGUUUUACUUGAGUCGCUACUACAGAGAACCACUUGAUCUUAGAAGUAUCCUAGAUAUAUAUCGCUGGAAGAAAUUUGGAAGAAUGUCAGAUCUCACCCACCAUUUACUGCCAUAGUAGGGAAAAUAAAUACAACGUCUACAAUCGUUUGCGGAC